This is a messenger RNA of Polyodon spathula (Mississippi paddlefish), 3894 nucleotides long. RefSeq names its product coronin-2B-like. The transcript is spliced from 13 exons. Gene Ontology annotation, biological process: actin filament organization. The record is from RefSeq and is a predicted model, not a curated record. NCBI's taxonomy places the organism in Eukaryota, Metazoa, Chordata, Actinopteri, Acipenseriformes, Polyodontidae. Gene Ontology annotation, molecular function: actin filament binding. Bases 210 to 1652 code for a protein of 480 amino acids.
GCCAGAGCCUGCUUUCCUCAGUUCAGGCUUCAUCUAUUAUACAUGCACACUGACAUCACUAUUCCUGCCAUCACAACUCCUGCAGCAGCAGCCACCCAGCCCAGGCGCUUACUCCUUUGGUUCAGAGGCCCUUGCAAGCCUGCUAUAAUCACCCCCACAACUCGAGUGCUCUGCCCCUGGGAACGCCAGCCUCUUCACAGUGUCUCUGCAUGACUGUCACAAAGAUGUCUUGGUGUCCGCAGUACCGGAGCUCCAAGUUUCGAAACGUCUAUGGGAAAGUGGCCAACAGGGAGCACUGCUUCGAAGGCAUUCCCAUCACCAAGAAUGUCCACGACAACCACUUCUGCGCCGUCAAUGCCAAGUUCCUCGCCAUAGUAACGGAGAGCGCUGGCGGAGGCUCCUUUCUAGUCAUCCCGGUGGAACAAACUGGACGGAUUGAUCCUCAUUACCCGAAAGUGUGCGGCCAUCAGGGGAACGUCCUGGAUAUCAAGUGGAACCCCUUCACGGACAACAUCAUCGCUUCCUGUUCAGAGGACACUUCGGUGAGGAUAUGGGAGAUCCCAGAGGGGGGGCUGAAGCGGAACAUGGCAGAGGCGGUUCUUGAGCUGUACGGACACAGCCGGCGCGUGGGCCUCAUCGAGUGGCAUCCUACCGGCAACAACAUCCUGUUCAGCGCUGGGUACGACUACAAGAUCCUCAUCUGGAACCUGGAUAUCGGCGAGCCUGUGAAGAUGAUCGACUGCCACUCUGAUGUCAUCCUCUGCAUGUCUUUCAACACCGACGGCAGCUUAGUGGCCACCAGCUGCAAGGACAAGAAGCUCAGGGUGAUAGAGCCCCGCUCUGGGAGAGUGCUGCAGGAAGCAAACUGCAAGAACCACAGAGUGAACCGUGUGGUGUUCCUGGGGAAUAUGAAGAGGCUGCUGACCACAGGAGUGUCCAGGUGGAACACCAGGCAGAUCGCACUCUGGGACCAGGAGGACCUGACCACGCCGAUGAUCGAGGAGGAGAUUGACGGUCUGUCAGGGCUGCUCUUCCCCUUUUAUGACGCUGACACACACAUGCUGUACCUGGCUGGAAAGGGCGAUGGGAAUAUCCGCUAUUACGAGAUGGGCACGGAGAAGCCCUACCUGCAGUACCUGCUGGAGUUCAGGUCCCCCGCGCCACAGAAGGGACUGGGUGUAAUGCCGAAGCACGGGCUGGAUGUGUCGGCCUGUGAGGUGUUCCGCUUCUACAAACUCUUCACUCUGAAGGGGCUCAUCGAGCCCAUCUCCAUGAUCGUGCCAAGAAGGUCGGAAACUUACCAAGAGGACAUCUACCCGAUGACGCCAGGCAUGGAGCCAGCCCUCUCAGCUGGUGAAUGGCUGAGCGGGAUCAACAGAGAUCCUGUAUUGGUGUCGCUGAAGGAGGGCUACAAGAAGCCGUCCAACUUAGUUUUCAAAGCGCCUGUUAAAGAAAAGAGGAGCGUGGUGGUGAACGGAAUCGACCUGCUGGAAAACGUGCCACCGAGGACAGAGAAUGAGCUCCUGCGUGUGUUCUUCCGACAGCAGGAUGAGCUCCGACGGCUGAAGGACGAGCUCUCGCAAAAGGACAUUAAAAUCCGACAGCUGGAACUGGAGCUGAACAACCUGAAGAACAGUCCCAAAACCAUGUGACCUCACUGGACAUGGCACAAUACGCUGAGCAGCAAUCCCGAGCUGGACCUCUCACUGAACACGAGCCAGACCUGCCAACCAGCUUCAUGCACACCUGCCUCUCUCUCUUCACUGGAGCAGUGCUGUCUGAAUGAGUCGAGGGUAUCUGUUUGCUGCCCAGCAAUUCCACUAGCCUCCGAUAUCAGCUUCUCUGCAGUCCACCUCCUACUAAAACUAUGGAAACAUGAGGAAGAGCCACAGUCAUUAUAUAAGACUAUUACAGUUCUCUCUCUUUCCAAGUGCUGCUCCAGCUCAGUAUAGGUUGAGUCUAUUUUAAACAAACAAGCUGUGAUUUCAUUAGACUCACAGCCUGGGCUUCCAGCUGCAGUAUACCCCCUUUCUAAACCUUGGUACCUUGCAGCACAUCUCAUUCGAUUUGUUACCCUGGUCACUGCUCUGAUUUUAUUAUCAUCAUGAUUAUUAUUACCAUGGUAUGUUUUAAAGUGGCAGUUAAAUCUCUCUAGCUGCUUUCUAAAGACUAUAUGAAACAACAAGACGUUCCUUUUUCAGUGAGCGGGUCCUGCAUUGAUACAGGUGUGAGAUUAAAGUCGCAGUUUGUGUGUGUUUGUGUGCACCGCGGCUCGACAAUCUCCUAGAUGCUGUUCUGUGUUUGAAGCAAGGUGACAGGGUGGCCAAGUGACCUGUGGCAUGGCUCUGUAUUCAAACUGGAUUUUAACAAAAGCUCCUUUUAAAUUUUUUUAGAAUCGUAUUAAUAAAUAACCCUUAAUUUAAUUUCAGUUCAGGUGUCCCAGUUCAGUUUCAGGGAGAUCUGUAACCCUCCUGCUGCUGUGUUGGGGUGUGCCGAACACCCAGAAUUCACUUCAUAGAGAAACAGUGCCCCCCCACUAUGUUUGCAUUAGUGGUUUCAAGUGCUAUAACUUUUUAAAAAUGUUUUCUGCUGUUCAUGUUAUUAAUGCAUUCCUUAAGUAUUUGAAUCCCACUAUUCUAAAUGCUUACAGCUGUUGAUCAGGGAAUGGCAACACCUCUCUGUGGAAAUGCGUAUUUUAGAAUGGAUGCAUUUUGUGUCGGCUGGAACUUUCUCAACACCUACUAACAUCGCGAGCCAGCUCUUUAAAUUUAUGUAAGGGAGGAGAAUCCUGGUUCAGCUUGUGGAUGAAUAAAUAAAUGACUAAUCAAAGUGUGCAUUUUACACUAUUAAUAAAUGUUUUUACCAUCCGAAUUACAGUAUGUGGUUCGAGUCAUAAACAAUUGCACCAUUCCUAGCUACUUGGUGUAAAUUCUUAAUACAUAGUAUAUGAUGCUUUUACAUACACAAUCCAAACAUGAAGUUAAAGUACAAGUAAAAAUCAGAUGCAAAGUUAGUGUGCUGCUGGAAGUGAGAAAGACAAGGGUUCUUUUAUUUUUUUAAAUAGUAUCUCAAAAUAUGGUAGACAGGCUCGUACCCCCAAAAACCACCCGUCCAGGAAGAUUGAAACACUGCAGGGGGGAGACCCCAGUUGAGUGAGGCUGUGAGCAGGUGUGACACUCAGGAAAGCACUGGAGAGGUUUUAAUGAAUUGAGUUCCCCUCCUUUAACUAAGAAAUGAAUGCUUGAGGCUGUGGCUACCCCUCGCUUAUAACCGGAGAGGUAUUUCGUUGUCAAGCCAGAGAUGUGGUAGCCUGUUUGCAGGGAAUCUCGUUUUAUUGCUUUUAAUAUUCUUGCUAUACACUGGUGUGACACUAGAGGGCGCGACACUAUAACAAAACUGGAAGUGUAGCUCACUACAACAAAUGCUGGAAGGACAAAGUAAAAUAUUUUAAUUAAAAAAAAAAAAAAAAAUUGCCAUUAUACUUAAGGAAUUUCCUAAUAAACUGUGUACUAGUGACUGUGUAAUGUUUUAUUUAAAUUCUGGUCGGCUGUUACCUAAAUUACUUACUAUUUUACAAUGUAUAUUGAUCUUUUACUAUCUUUUUAAAAAAAAAAAAAAAAAAAAUUAAUAGACACAUCAUGCAAACAAGGGUGCUGUAAUAUACACACAGUCCUGGGAUUUAAAUGGGUUCCUAUUGAGUUACUAUGAAUGUUUUAAUACAGUAAGAGGAUUUGUAGAGUUAUGAGUAUAUUAUAGGAAUCUUAGCUUUGCUUUCAUCUGUUUGUCAUCAGUGGAAGCAUUUGAUGUUAUUUUUCUGGACUUUCUGAUUUUAUUACCACUUGGCAGCCGAUUGUCAACAGUUCGUACUUUUAAAAAUUAAAUUUUAUUGCAAUU